UCUCGCAGCACUCGGACAGAAAGCUUCAGCCAUGAUCCUGACUGCUCCUAGUUUGUGUCUCCCAUCCACAGCCACCGUCCAGGAGCUCUUCUCAGUGGCUCGAGAUGCUGACAUCAUCCCAGACAUCUCUUUGGAUCCGGUCCUGACGACUUUCCUGUCGCUGGACUCCUCUGCUGCUCUGCAGCACCAGUACGGCUUCCUGCAGAAGAGCCUGAGCAGCGAACAACAGGCGGCCUUCAAUCUGAACCUCACUGCAGAGGUGGGCUGCUGCAGGGUCACAUAUGGAGGCGUAGGGGUCGUCGCUCUAGCUUUGUCCCUGCUUUUUGACCAGGUCGCACAACAUGUCAGAGCACAAGGUUCAGCAGAAGGCUUCCCUCCCCCUAAGGCAUCAAGAGGGGAGAGGAUUUUAGGAAUCAGCACAUCAUCAAGAAUUGGCUCGAUUAUCCAUAGCUACCUCAGCCUUGUACCCAGCAUUGCCAACGAUGAGGAGAAAAUGGCUGAGAUCACUGAGCUCUGCGACAACCUGCUUAACCUGGAGCUGAUUGACCAUUACGACAGGAUGAACAAUAAGAAGAGAAUGAGCACAGAGUCCAUGCAGCAGUGGUUGGCAGGGGCUGCUUUUCAUCUGCACCUCAGGAUCCACCAGGUUCGUCUUCACUCUGUGCCGUCUGGAUCCAUCGAGUCUCUGCGUCUGUCUUAUAAGACCGGGUUUAAUCGCCUCCUUCAAGGCUAUGUAGCAUAUUUACGUAAAAACAUCAUGGUGACUGAAGCUGCAAGGCCCCUGAAACCAGCAAGCAGGGUUGAAACUACCAACACUUCCAGCACCAGUGCUGCACUGGGUAACCCAGACGAUAACACUAACAAGGCCUCCUCAGGAGUUAACAGAAGCUGUGAAGACUUUCAACUGAGUGAGCUGAGAGGAAGAAAUGUCACUGUCCUGAAUACUUCAGCACCUCAGUGUUUCAGGGAGGAGACAGACAGCAAGCUUGGUCUAUUAGUCAUCGAGCCUCAAAGAAAUGUAAGUCACAACGUUCAGCAUCAAGCCUGUGAGUCUCCAUCCAUCCAACAAGCUUUGUUGACUCGUAUUAUGAAGUCCCAGGACCUGCAGCGGAACAGGAUUUUUUUCCUCUAUCCUGAUAAAGUCCUACAAAACCUGCUGAGGCAGAGGGACGACUUUGAGCUGAAAGAAAAAAAUACAACUAAAUCAUUCACUUUAUAG
This is a messenger RNA of Cyprinodon tularosa, 1219 nucleotides long. RefSeq lists its product as uncharacterized. The transcript has 3 exons. Lineage: Eukaryota; Metazoa; Chordata; Actinopteri; Cyprinodontiformes; Cyprinodontidae. The record is from RefSeq and is a predicted model, not a curated record. Bases 32 to 1219 code for a protein of 395 amino acids.